Malassezia restricta is the source of this 3825-nucleotide messenger RNA. RefSeq names its product helicase associated domain (HA2) containing protein. Gene Ontology annotation, cellular component: intracellular anatomical structure. The record is from RefSeq and is a predicted model, not a curated record. The transcript has a single exon. Gene Ontology annotation, molecular function: ATP binding; RNA binding. NCBI's taxonomy places the organism in Eukaryota, Fungi, Basidiomycota, Malasseziomycetes, Malasseziales, Malasseziaceae. The coding region runs from base 1 to 3825 and encodes 1274 amino acids.
AUGCCUCAUUUCUUUUCGAUACACCUGGUACAAUACAUAUCGUUUCUCAGGCGACAUAACGCACUUCCAGAGUUACUUUUCCAUUGCAACACACCUUUCCGAAACAUAAUCGCAAGAAGCGCCUCCCCUGCCAUGUCUUGUGAUCCUGCAUUCAAUGCUUUUGAUUCUAAGGGUCCACAAUACAAUAGGAGUCGCUCGCGUGGGUUUGAGAGAGCGAGCCAUGGCAGGGGACGGCAUUCUUGUUUCAGCAAGCGGAGGCUGUCCACCGGCCGGGCAAGUGAGCUACAUAUUCAUCCCUACCCUAUUCAAACGCUUGACGAGAUCAAAGCUCGUUAUUCCGACCUAUUAUCCACGGCCAAACUCCAAUGGCUAGACAAUCCUAAGAAUGUCAUCUUUUCCUACAAGCAUUCACGGUUUGGCUCAUAUCCUGAAAGCGUCACUCUUGAGGGUCGAUACCCUGGCGGCAAUAAACCCGUUUUCCGCUCUACUAUUGCUAUUGAUGACGACUUGGGCAUCGUGGCCACAGGCGACGGUACCAGCAGGAAAGAGGCUGAAAAAGCCGCGGCCCUUCAUGGUAUGAUACUUCUUCUUGAAAAAGACUACAUCUUACACCCUCCUCCCCGCGCAUCAAAUUCCAUUACCAAGGUGAAUGCUAAGGUACCUGUCGCUGCUCUCUCCGAUGGAACCGAAGUGACUCUCGAGCAAGCGCGUGAAUUUAUCGAUUACUUUUGCCACGAAGGUCGCUUCGGGUCUCCCGAUGUCAAGGUUGAUGCCGUCUACAAUACUAAAUCAUACAGGGCCCAACUGUAUGGCUGGAAGGCUGUUAUAUCCAUAAGCGGCACACCCGUGGGAGAAUCCAUCGAAUCUAGUAAGAAGGCCGCUCAAAAUACAGCUUGUCUGAACACAGCGACCAUUCUCGCCAACGAAUACCGCGACGUGUGGGACCAGUACCUCCAGGUGCCGAAAAGUAAGCUAGCAGGAAAGGCUCCUCCGGUCAAGUUUCGAGUCUCGAGUGCAUUGGAAGAAAAAAUACGUCACCUGUACGACGCAAUGCGCGACAGCGAGCUUUACUCCAACCGUCCGCGAAUCACCGCUGCUUUUUCCUUGCGUUCUUCCGUGGCUGCCCCUAAAAGGAACUCGAUACAGGCACAGCGAACCAUGUCUGAGGAGCAACAUGAAGAAAAGUCAAAUCAAAUGCUCGAGAAUCUGAAUGCCUACCAAUUAGAUGAACGAGUCGAACCGAUGCGCCUAUUUCGCCAGGCACUUCCUGUUUCGCAACACGCAGGCGACAUUCUAGUGAAAAUUGAGCGUAAUCCUGUUACGAUCUGUAUGGCUUCUACUGGUUCUGGUAAGACCACACAGGUACCACAACUUCUUUUGGACGAUUUUAUUCUUCGCAAGCAGGGCUCGCGUUGCAACAUCAUUUGUACCCAACCGCGUCGAAUUGCUGCCAUCAGUGUUGCUGAACGUAUUGCCAAGGAACGUGGCGAAGCUUUGGGUGACACAGUUGGCUAUCAGGUGCGUUUCCAGAGCCACCUUCCGAAGCCGCACGGGUCUAUUCUCUUCUGUACAACCGGUGUCUUGCUGAUGCGCCUGCAGACUGCUUUGAAAGACAUCUCUGGUAACUCCUUUCUCGAUAAUGUCUCGCACAUUCUCAUGGAUGAGGUGCAUGAACGCGAUAUUGAAACAGACCUAUUCUUGGCUGUAAUCAGGCGAGUUCUGCAAGAGCGCAAAAAGCGCGGAUGUCCAGAGAUCAAGCUUGUUCUCAUGAGCGCAACAGUUGACCCAAAGCUAUUCAAGGAUUACUUCGAAGAAUCUUCACUUACCACACGCCCUGUGCCCGUGGUCAAUAUUCCAGGGCGCAGCUUCCCUGUGCGAAAGUUUUACUUAGAAGACAUUGUAUCUCGCCUGCGCCGUAUCCCCGAAAGGCAAGGAGGAUGGAUUUGGAGGGAACACAGCGUGCAACAAUAUGUGCACCGCGAAAUCGUGGAAAAAGGCGGCACGAUGGGAGGAUCUGAUAAUGAUGCGGUCGACAACAUUGACAUGCCAUAUCCAUUGGUCGCCCUUGUCAUUGCCGAUGUCAUCUCACGUUCUACCGAUGGACAUGUGCUUGUUUUCUUGCCUGGAUGGGAAGAGAUCAAAGCCGUGCAUCAACUACUUUUGUCCUCGAAACAAAUGCCGAUGAAAGGACUAGAUUUUGAUGAUCAGUCCAAAUUUGAGAUCCAUCUUUUGCAUUCAUCUGUACCUGUAUCCGAUCAACAGGCCGUGUUUGAGCCUUUGCGUGACCCAAUGAUCCGCCGAAUUAUUUUGUCCACGAACAUUGCCGAAACAUCGGUCACUAUUCCCGACGUCGUGUAUGUGGUGGACACAGGUCGGGUUAAGGAAAAACGUUUUGAUCCUGAGCAUCAUUUAUCGAGUUUAGUGAUGACCUGGGUGGGUAGAUCCAACCUGAACCAACGUGCGGGUCGAGCUGGGCGUCACCGCCCAGGUGAAUACUACGGUCUGUUGUCGGAGACGCAUCAUGAUCGUCUUGGGAUGCAUCAAACGGUUGAAAUGAAACGUAUGGACCUGAGUAAUGUUGUGAUGCACAUCAAGGCCCUUCACUUACCUGGCAUGGAAGUUGAAGAUGUACUAGCUUCCACCAUUGAGCCACCCGCUCCUGAGCGCGUAAAGCCUGCGUUGGAAAACCUCGAGCGGAUCGGGGCUUUGGAUUACCAUUCGAACCUUACUGCUCUUGGCCAAGUUCUUCUGCAGCUUCCAGUGGAUGUGUAUAUCGGAAAAAUGUGUCUCUUUGGCGCCUUAUUUCGUUGUCUCGACCCAGCUUUAUCACUGGCCGCCAUUCUGACGAACCGUGAUCCCUUUGUAUCUCCAGUAUACCAAAGGCAAGAAGCGAGGGUCAUCAAGAACAGUUGGUGCUCUACCUCCUUUCGUUCGGACCCUCUAUGUAUCCUAAAUGCGUAUGAAGAAUGGAGCAAACUCCAAAGGAUUGAUCCUAAUCGUGCGAAUCGGUUUACGUACAAAAACAUGCUGAGUCGUACCACUCUUUUCCAAAUUCAGCAAGUGAAAGAAAAUUUGUUCACUAGCCUCGUUAAGGCCAAUGUUAUCCAGGUUAUCAAAAACUCGAGGACCUUCAUGCCGCGUUACCGCAAGCGCGUCCGGGAGACCGACCCUGAAUUCAAUGUCAAUGCGCACAGUACUAGCCUUUUGUCAGCACUGAUUGCCGUAUCUUCCCCCCACUUUGCUGUGCGCAUCAGCCAAAAUGUGUACCGGACGGCGCAGGACAAAUCAUGCUUCAUCCAUGCAUCAAGCGUGUGCAGCGCCAAGUUCCAACCGGAUAAGUCAAAGUUACCCUUCGUGGAUCGUGACAUUUAUGCCUUCUCCGAAAAAGUACACAGUGCGGGUCAGUCGACAACGCUCGGAGGUGCCACAACGUUUAUGCGCACAUGCACUCACAUCGAUCCGUUGUCGUAUAUGCUUUUUGGUGCUUCAGAAGUGCAAGCCUCAUCAAAUGGACUCGAAUGUGAUGCAUGGCUCCCAUUGACGGGUGAUUAUGACGCGCUGGAUGGCGUAGAACGGAUCAAAGCUGUUAUGGAUGCAUGUUUGUUGCGUGUCUUGGAGGGUAUUCGGUGCUCUCAUGCUCGUGCACCAUCUAGCAAACUCUAUGAAUCGCAUGCUCUCUCGGAUCAUGAUGACGAUCCAGACUCUGCUACCCAUCCUAUUCGACCACUUUCUGUGAACGAGGAACGGGAACUCGAGACCUUUACCGCCGGCAUUGUCGAUAUGCUGGACCAUUACAAAAUGGAAUGCUAUGGGUCCCCUAUGUAA